Balaenoptera acutorostrata (minke whale) is the source of this 8459-nucleotide messenger RNA. RefSeq names its product U2AF homology motif kinase 1 (gene UHMK1). Gene Ontology annotation, molecular function: RNA binding; ATP binding; protein serine/threonine kinase activity. The transcript is spliced from 8 exons. Gene Ontology annotation, cellular component: neuronal ribonucleoprotein granule; nucleus. Lineage: Eukaryota; Metazoa; Chordata; Mammalia; Artiodactyla; Balaenopteridae. Gene Ontology annotation, biological process: peptidyl-serine phosphorylation; regulation of protein export from nucleus; positive regulation of translational initiation. The record is from RefSeq and is a predicted model, not a curated record. The coding region runs from base 179 to 1438 and encodes 419 amino acids.
ACCACGGCGCCUACGGUUUCCGGUGUCAUGGCGCCCGGAGGUCCCGGCAGUCGGUGAGGCGGCUGCAGGCCCUUCCCUGCGGAGCCGCUGGUCCGGGAGGCGGAGAUGUGACCGCGGGCCCUGCCGGCCUGCCCUGGGCGUCGCGUCAGCUCCGUGUCAGCGCCCUCAGUCCGCACCGAUGGCGGGAUCCGGCUGCGCGUGGGGCGCGGAGCCGCCGCGGUUUCUGGAAGCCUUCGGGCGGCUGUGGCAGGUACAGAGCCGCCUGGGUAGCGGCUCCUCGGCCUCGGUGUAUCGUGUGCGCUGCUGCGGCACACCCGGCUCGCCCCCCGGCGCUCUGAAGCAGUUCUUACCGCCGGGCACCACCGGGGCUGCGGCCUCGGCCGCCGAGUACGGUUUCCGCAAAGAGAGGGCGGCGCUGGAGCAGUUGCAGGGUCACAGGAACAUCGUGACUUUAUAUGGAGUCUUUACAAUCCACUUCUCUCCAAAUGUGCCGUCACGCUGUCUGUUGCUUGAACUCCUGGAUGUCAGUGUUUCGGAAUUGCUUUUAUAUUCCAGUCACCAGGGUUGUUCCAUGUGGAUGAUACAGCAUUGUGCAAGAGAUGUUCUAGAGGCCCUUGCUUUUCUUCAUCAUGAGGGUUAUGUCCAUGCAGACCUCAAACCACGUAAUAUAUUGUGGAGUGCCGAGAAUGAAUGUUUUAAACUCAUUGACUUUGGACUUAGCUUCAAAGAGGGCAAUCAGGAUGUAAAGUACAUUCAGACAGACGGGUAUCGGGCUCCGGAAGCAGAACUGCAGAAUUGCUUGGCCCAGGCUGGCCUGCAGAGUGAUACAGAAUGUACCUCAGCUGUUGAUCUGUGGAGCCUAGGAAUCAUUUUACUGGAAAUGUUCUCAGGAAUGAAACUGAAACAUACAGUCAGAUCUCAGGAAUGGAAGGCAAACAGUUCUGCUAUUAUUGAUCACAUAUUUGCCAGUAAAGCAGUGGUGAAUGCCGCAAUUCCAGCCUAUCACCUAAGAGACCUUAUCAAAAGCAUGCUUCAUGAUGAUCCAAGCAGAAGAAUUCCUGCUGAAAUGGCAUUGUGCAGCCCAUUCUUUAGCAUUCCUUUUGCCCCUCAUAUUGAAGAUUUGGUGAUGCUUCCUACUCCAGUGCUAAGACUGCUGAAUGUGCUGGAUGAUGAUUAUCUUGAGAAUGAAGAAGAAUAUGAAGAUGUUGUAGAAGAUGUAAAAGAGGAGUGUCAAAAAUAUGGACCAGUGGUGUCUCUGCUUGUUCCAAAAGAAAAUCCUGGCAGAGGACAAGUCUUUGUUGAGUAUGCAAAUGCUGGUGAUUCCAAAGCUGCUCAGAAAUUACUGACUGGAAGGCUGUUUGAUGGGAAGUUUGUUGUGGCCACAUUUUACCCACUGAGUGCCUACAAGAGGGGGCAUCUGUAUCAAACUUUGCUUUAAUCAGUGACCGAAGGACUAGUUCCUGUUUCUCCUCUUCUGUUUCCUGGGUUAUUGUAUUCUACAGCUGAAUGCAGAAGUACCCCCUUAUCAUUUUAAGGGAAUACUUUGUAUAUUUAUUCAAUCCUACCGAUGUGCAGCCCUUGCUCAAGCAGUGACUGCGUUGCAAACAUUUGGCACUGAGUAGGACAAGACCUCUCAGCUAUACAUUGAGGGGGUUUAGAGCAUCCAUGUGGGCAACCUUUUUUUGUGCAGUAGGGCAAGUGCUGCUCUUCAGUAUGUAACCUAAAAAGAUACUAACUCUUUCAUGUGAUCAUGAAGCGAGGAUGAAUAAUAUCAUGUUGUAGUGAAUACUAUUAACAAAUAUUGUUAGAGUUGGUGACAUCACUUACAGAUUAUUCCUUUAUGUUGUCAGAGGGGUCUUCCUUAUUGAUAUCUGUAGUUGGCACUGGAUGCUCUCAGUAAUGUUAAGUAAUUGUUAAGCAGCAGUUCCCUACUGUGUUCUUAACACUGAGUUAUGAAUUUUUUUAAAGGAGUACGGUAGUACUGAAUAUUCCUUUAAAGAAACUGCAGUGAGCCUAUCUACAUUUUUUUUUAAUUAAGGCUUUUAAAAUAGAAAGCUAAUGCUUGAUCUUGCACAAUUUUUAUGUCCAGUAUGUAUGCUCGAGUGAGUGUGCAGGUGUGAAAGAUUAGAGAAAAUUUGAGUAGCUUUCUUUAUAGUGUGAAUCUUGUGAGUUAAUACAGUCUAUGCCCAUCUCUUCCCUACCUGUUUAAUAUCUGUAAGAUUUAGGAUACAAGUUUUUUGGGAGUUGGUCUGUCUGACAGAAUGAAAUGAGAAAAUAGUUCAUUCCUGAGAGGCCCAGAACACACAAGUCUAAACUGGGUUACAUUGAAACUCUCUUAAAGUGAGAAAACUCUUGUAAAAGUUUUGGUACACAUAAAUUGCCCCUUUCAGUCUGCUUUAGACCCUGCAUUAGCUCAUCUGUUUUGAACUGAAUCUUCUAGGAUCACUGUAAAAUUUCUCAAGAUAGAGUUCUGUCUACUAUGAUGGAAAAUUGAUGUGGGUCAAAGAGAAAGAAUUAGUUGUUCAGUGAAGGGAAAAGGAAAAAAAAAAUAGGCAAAGGGCGCAUAGUCAAGGAUUAUUUCUUUCUUUCUUUCUCUCUCUCACCUCCCUCCCACUCCUUCUUUUCCUCUUCCCCCAUUCUUUAUCUCUAUCCUUAGCUGAAGAGACGUUAGAGGAAAGCAUCCUAGGUGGUCAGGUGAUCUGACUUCUGAUUACAAGGAAGUUAAGAAAGGUGUAGCUAUAAUAAGGUGGAAAUAGAAAAGAAGAAAAACUUAUGAAGAAUUCUUAAAAAGAUUCAUAGCAAUCUAACGUGUCCCCCGAGAGAGGAAACUAGUAUUCGUGAGUUCACGGGCACAGGUUGACUACAUGGUUUUAGGAAUUAUAAUUACGGAUUCCUCCCACUUUACAGUAGAUUGUCUUCAAAGGUUUAAAUCUUAGGAAACCUUUAUAAAGCACUGAUGAUACAAAAAAAGAAAAGUAUACAGGUUAUGAAUUUUUUGUUUUCUUAACUAAAUGAAAAAUUUUAUUUAUUUAUUUAUUUUCCUAAGGAAAAAGCUUUUAUACCUUUCCCUGCUGGAAGCCUCCUCAUAUAGUCUUUCCUUGUGUGUGCCACGCAGGUUACUGAGAGCCCAAUUAAGAAUUUACGUCUUAGAGGAUGAAUUACUUGACCCUGUUGAGACAGGUACCAUUUGACAUUUUAGUUAUUCACAGUUACCUAAUUAUUCAGGACUCUCCUUAAUAUUUGUUAUGAAGCCAAGUUUGGUAUAAUGAAUUGCCAGAAGAUCUGUGGCGUGGCACCCAAGGGAGAACUGUAGAGUAAGCUUCUAAUACGUGCCCUUAGAAGGAAGAGCUAUUAUUUUUCAUUAUGGCCUUUUCAGAGGUUGAUUAGCUGGUUUGGUUUCAGAUAAAAAUUCAAGAGAGUAUUGUGGAGACCAAAGCUUUCCUAAAACGUAAACGUUUGUAUGGUAGCAGCUUCCAUGGUGAUUAAAAACACCAGAUCUUUCCAUACAUACUGAUGAACACAGAACGCAAAUGAAUUCUUUUUAAGGGCAAGUAGUCUAGGUUAGCACAUAUACCUUUCUCAUUCUCCCUCCCCCGACUAUCACCAAAAAGAAGAAUCCUUACAAAUAAACUGCAGGUAGGCUUCUAAGCUUAAUGUUGCAGUAUGCUGCUAACAUCUUGAUGCUGAAUUUCACAGCAUUCUUUGAUCGUCUUCUUAUUGCUGAUGUAUUCAUGCGUAUAUGUAGUGUUUAACACUGUAGAAUUUUAUUACAGAAGAUGCUAACUAGAUUUUAAGGGAGCUGAGGGAAUAAUUGAUGAGCCUAAGUAACCAUGCAUCGAAUUAAAUAUUUUAUAUUUAAGCCACAGAAUUGAAUGGAGGUGCCUCCUUUGAUUUAAAUUAUUUUAUAGCUCUUAGCCCAUUACUACCAAAGAUGACAUUUGCAGAUUCUCCCUCCCUCUUCUGAUAUUAUAAGAAAUUUAAUCUUGUUAUCUUUUUUAAACCUGAACCAAAUAUUGAAUGAUGCAAUUUUCAUGAUCCUUUAGGAUGAAAUAUAUACACAAAGAUUUUGAUUCCUUGAAGUUUUAAAGACAGAAGUUUUCUUUUUGAGAGGUAGGGUAAACAUGUGAGGGUUCACGUCACUUAACCCCUACCAUUUUGGGAAAAUUUUAUCUCAGGUAGUUUUUCUUUCCCUAAAUUAAUAUCUGUGCUUCCUUCCCUCUUGCCUUCCAGUUUCUUCUUUAUUAUUCCAUGGUAUUUUCAUGGUACAUUUUUGUCCCAAAAAAGGCAUGUAAAUUGAUAAAUCUUUAGGAAAUCUUUGGUUCUUUGGAAACAUAUUUGGAGGAGGUGGCGACUUGGCUACUUUCAAAGCUUUAAUGCUGUAUUUAGAGAAGAAUAAGUAGAGUUGGACACCUCAGUGAAAGAUAGCACUGCUAAAAGAAACUAUUUGCUGCAUUUUAAAGGAGUAACAAAAUGAGCCUCUUGGAAUAAGAGAUUGCAUUUAUUAUUACUGAAUGUCUUCCUUGUUUUGUGGCCAUCAGUAUAGAAACUCUUUAGAGAAAAAUUCCCUCUCUGCUUUGCCUUGAGCCAAUACUAGGCUUCUUUUAGAACAAAACCAUAAAUAUAGUUUUACUCAUCCUUCUCCUUGUUUUCAUUGAGACAAGUAUUGCCUUCUUUUUGGUAUUCCAGCUGCUAUAUAAAGAGGGCUGAGCUAUAUUAAAUUAACCUUUUUAAAAAAUCUCUCAAUUCUUAUUUAACUUGCCUUCUAGAUUCAUAUUGCUUACUUAUAUUUUAACCUUUGAGCAAAUUUAUUAUAAGGAAUGCUGCCCGAAAGAGUGCUGCCAUGUAAAGGAAGUUGAAGAAACUAUGAGCAUAAGGUUUGUUUCUGUCUUAGUACACUGGGCUUUCACCCUGGUAAGGGAAUCAGUUACCUUUAUGGAAUGAAUUACAGUCAGAGUUACAAUACUCAGAUGCUGUUUUAUGGCUCAUUUGAGUUAUUCCUCAAAUGCAGGUAACUGGCAUUUUGGCAUCAUUAUCUUUUUAGGCUUGUAUUCUGACCUUAUAAAAUUAGGCCUAUCUUAUAUAAUUUCUACUAUUAGUUAUACUUGGCAGCAUGACAUUUUAUUUUUUAUAGUUUAAUGAAAAUCAGCACCAUAGUAACUGAUGAUAAUUAUAAUAACAUAGUUACUGGGUGAGGGAGUGGGGAAGACACUCAGUAACCACGUGUUUUACCUGGACUUUUAUGCAAAGGUACGUGCUAGGUGGCUUUAUUCAGAUAAGUGUACAGAUGGAAUUGCAUCAUGACUUUUAGUCUGGUGGAUGUGUAGACAGUCAAAGAUUUAAGCAAGUGCCUUGUGUUUCCUGGAAAAUAUUAAAACUCAUUUGGGUGAAAGCUUCCCAAAUGAUGAUAAUUAUUGCUCCUUUGCCUUUUCCUUGGAAUAACUUUUGGAUUGAGUCACUUAAUAUAAAACUCCAAAAUUGCCUGGGUUUGCCUUUUUAUUAAUAUGUGUAAAACUAUUCAUAUUUGAUUUUUUUCCCCCAAUAUUACAUAUAAUGGAAAGCCAGAGUUAUCUGACAGAAUCAAAUUCUUCCUUGGAUCUAGUUCCAUUUUUAAUAUUAGGUUCCUUCUUCAAAUCUUAUUACUCUAGCUCUGAUAAAAUUUAUUUCUUUCUUGUCAAGUGUGGUCACAAUACAGACCAGCCUUUGGUCACAAUUAGCUCAAAAGAAUUUCCAUUUCUUCUUAAGGUGCUCAAUAAAUCACCUUUACUUUGAGAUGUUAGCCUUUUCAGGUUAGUAUUACUUUCUAGCUUUCUCAAUGAAUAUAAGACUGUUGAAUCUCUAUGAUACGGAAUUCAUCUGAGCCUCUUAUGGUAUAUUUGGGUACGUUAUAUUUUCUUAGUUAUAGAGGAACAUGGAUGUUUUAGUUUUUGAAGUACCCCAAAUAUUAAAGAUUUUGUUUUGUUUUAGGUUAGCUUCUUCUCUACCUGACAAAACAGGGUAUAUCAUGUUUGUUAUCUUAGCCACCUCCCCCUCUCCAGUGUCUUUCACUGCUUUUUAAAUUCACACAGUGAAUGACCAAUAGAUUUACACAGUGACAUGUGAUUGACAAGUACUUAUGGAUAUUUAAGAAGGUAAACAAUUUUAACUAUUUUUGCUGCAAUUUUAUAGGAGAAAUGGGCUGUAAAAGAAAUAUCUAUAAACCAGAGAGCAUUUAGGAAAUUGUUUAUUUUAUAGGUGGUCAUGAAGGUGAUCUUCAGGAUAUAAGAUAUAUAGUUUACACAAUCUUUGUUUUCCUGAUAUGAAGUUUUUAUUCAUUUUCCUACAAAUCAGCACUUUUGUUGUCCCUUAUACUGUUUAGAAGGAUUAAUGUUUUAUUUGCUUUAUUAGUGCUUUUCAGAGAGUUGUCAUAAUCAUGGCAGUUAUGUUUGUGACACCAUAAAUGCUGGAAUUCAUGGGAAAUUUAUCAAAUGAUUGCCUGAGUGUUAUUUCCCACUACAUAGAGUAGCUGUCACAAUAUCCUAAAGAAAACUGAUUUUUUUUUUGAAAGUCAUGUAUGUUUUAUGACCUAGCUUUGUGGUAUUUUAAUUUAAAAGCAAAGAGAAGCUUUGUGUCUUAUUUUGCCUUAUAUGACCAUUGAUCCUUGUUGUGUUGUGCAGAAAAGAGCUUCUUUUGUUAUACUACUUUGUAUAAUGAAAAUAAGUCACAUUCUGAAGAAAAAACCCCCAAGACUGGAAUUGUCAAAAUUUUUGUUCCUUUUUGGGAAACCCUUAUGUAAACAUCAGAGCUAUUUGUUAUCAUAAACUCUUGAUUGUCAGCAAGAGAAUUAUUCAUAGUCACUUCUAUCCCAGGUUGGAAUUGCCUUCCCCUUCUAAGCUCUCUCCUUAAUAUUAUUCAUGAUGUCAGGACAGUGAGUGUGUAAAAGCAAAUGUAGUGAGGUGUUCUAAAUCACACAUCCAAAAUCAUGCAUUUAUGGACUCAAAAAUCUUUUCAGUUAUUUGAAUUAUCUAUAGCUGUGUUAUUUUAUUAGCAUGAGUUGUCAGAAAUCUGCCAAAUUUAAGAGUAAAGAAGAGAAAGAUAAGUAAUAAAAAUAGAGAGAUGAGGGGAAGAAAAUAGCUUCCUUAUUGGUGUUAUUAAUUGUUCAUAUAGUUUAUGACCUAAAAAUGAUAUUUAUUUUUAAAAAUCCAGGUUUGGUACCUGUAACAUAGAAACGUUGCCAUUUCUACACAUUCCUCAUCAUUGUUUCCCCAGAAAAUUAUUUUAAGAGUGUAUGAGAUCAGACUAAAUAUCCAUAUUCAGUUUGGUCUAAUUUUUAAAAAUAAAUAUUUAAGUUAAACUCCAUCUUUUGUGUAUUUGGUAUACAUCAACACUUAUGCAAAUCAAGGAUCAGAAAGAAACGGGAUUAGCCAUCUCCUUAUUUCCCUUUGCACAGUGGGUACAGUGGGUGGCAUUAGUAUGCACUAGCUGCAGUGUUAUAGCACCUUAUGAAGUAAGUGGUGUUUAUUAUAAUAAAAAAAAAAGUUAAGCUGCAUCUCUGUAGAAUAUUUACUUUGCAGAGUGUAAAGCUGUCAUAUCUUUUUCCAGCAGGAUUUAACUCCUUCAUUCUUAAUUUUUUUGAAAAAAAAAUCUUCAGUAAGUUAACAUUCCUUUAUAUCCUCUUAACAGUGGCAAAUCUGGGGUAGAAGGGAUUAUUUUUCCCCCAAAGGGCUCCAUCUUUGUUAUCUUUUGGUCACUCUUUGAAAUCCAGUUAUGAUUAAUCGAUUUUUAACAGUUUAUGGCUUCCCAUAUCAGCACUGGAGUGGCUGGUUGUGAAUAUUACAACCUACUACUAUUUCCCCUCAAUAACAUGUAAUUGCUGUGUUUUUGAUUAGAAGGUAUGGUUAGAAAAAAUGUGAACGAUCACUUAAACCAAAGCCAGUUAUAAGGAGUAUUCUCUCCUGUUGGUUUACCUUCACCUCAGAACUACAAGAAUAUUACAGUACAUAGUGAAUAGUUGUCUGUAACAUUUCUACCAGUUGUUUCAGUAGCGUAUUUGUCUUGGCAUUUCUUGGCACUAUGGUUCUCUGUUCUUGGUGAUGUCUUAUUAUUUUGUGAUUUUUUUUUUUUUAAAUAACUAAGUGGGACUAUAAAUGUAGAUGUGUAUCAGUACCAAGAAGUUCUUUUCUCAAAUCCCUAUAUUUCUGAUUUCAAGUCUUUUAAACCUGUUUUUUCUUGCUGAGUAGUAAAGAACUUUUAUUUUCCACUUUCCUAUACACCUAAAAAGUAUGGACACUGCGUUUCAAUUAAUUGUACUGCAUAUAGUUUUUUGCUGAAAACUUUAUCUGUAAACACAAUUGCCUUGUUCAGUUUUGUUGUAAACUGACUUACCAUAAGAUGCACUGUUGAUAUGCUUUCUGAUGUGUGUUUGUUUGAUAAGGGUGAUAAAAUAAAGCUUAAAAAUAAAGGAAUUGCUUUUUUAUUUCAAA